AACAUAUGAUUUGCUAGCUGUGCCGCGUUCCAGUCUUGGAUUAACAAAUUUCCAAAAUAUGGCCGCGACUGUUAUGUAGCUUUUUUCAGUAUUUGCUCAGUCUUAUCUGUUUUAUGAAAUAAAAUGAGCUUGGAACGUCAAUGAAAAUGGAUAAAUGAAGAUUGAAGAAUUGUUAUUUAGACUCGGCCAGGCGUGGGAGGAUUGGCAGUGGAAAAUGGAGCAUCUUAUCGACGUGGCCGGAGAGCGGCUUUCUGCAGCAGCUCUUCAGGUUCGAUGCAGCAGUGCCGGGGAGCAGUAUAGAAUCAUGGUAGCUGCUAUUGAGGAGCUAAUGGAGAAGGUUCAGAAAAGCUUCCUUGAGUUAAGAGCUGUUCAAAUGCUUCUUGAAUCUUUAAACAAUACUGCUGAUGAAAUGAUGGUAAAGCUUGCCUGGGCUACCCCUUUCUUUAGGAGUUUGCCCCGCGACAAAAUAGCCCUGGUGUCAAUCUCCCUUAUCAUCGGCUUCAUGACGGGUCGAUCCUUCUCCAGUUCCGUUCCUAGACUUAAACCUACAUAUAUGAUCUCUACUGUGUGCGGGAGCUAUUCAGGGGUUCCAGGGAUAGCACAGUGCAGGAUUGAGAUUCCCCGAAUUCAAUCAAGCGACGAACUCCUUAUCCGAGUAAUGUCCGCCAGCCUUGACCGAACCGACUACCUCUCAUUAACCGGCUGGGGCAGGGCGGAGAGGCGGAAAAUGCACGGCGGAUUCACCCUAGGCCGGGACUUUUGCGGCGUAGUGGUGGAGACGGGGGAGAAGGUGCCACACCUCCAACCUGGAGAUCGGGUGUGGGGAGCUGUUCCAUACAAUCUUCCCGGGACCAUGUCGGAGAUGGUGGUGCUCCCGGGGAGGUUUGUGGAGAAGAUGCCCAACAACCUGGACUGGGACGGAGCCGCCACCGUUCCCUACUCCGCCCUCAUGGUUUGGUCCGCCAUGGUGUGGAAAGGCGGAUUAAAGCCGGAUAAAUCUGAAGGUUUAAAAGUUCUAGUCCUUGAUGGAGUCUCAGAUACAGGUUGCCUGGCGACUCAGCUGGCCUGUCUCUGGGGUUGCAUGGUUACUGUGCUGUGUACCAGUCGAACUGUUCCUCUCGCGCACGCGCUUGGCGCGCAGUAUGUUGUUGCGGCGCGUGAGACAGGAGAAGAAACCCUUCAUGAUCUUGAAGAAUCAGGACCGUUUAAUCUAAUCAUUGUAGCCGGAGAUUUAAUCUCUGUAACCUCCUGUCUACCUCUUCUAGCGGAGCGAGGACGAAUAUGUUCAACCCUGCCUCCCAACCUGUCCUCCGAUAAUUGGGGGAUUUUUCGGCGCAUUUUUCUCCCGCUCUGGAGAACGUUCGUCCUUCCUCCGUCCUUACCUCGCUCCGGACAACUUGCUCAACCCUUGAAAUAUAUCACGGCAGCUGUAGAGAGCGGGAAAAUCCAACCCGUUCUAGAUUCGGUCCUCUCGCCGGCAGAUGUCAAGCAAGGUUUGACACGACUGGCGAACGAGGUCACAGUGGGCAAAUCUGUUCUGGUCUUUGACAAAAUUUAGUCAAAAAUUUACUCAAAUAUCUUGUCGACGCGACGAUAGGAUCAUGUCAUCAAGAGAAAAGGUUGACAAUAUCGACAGGAAUUAGUUAAUUAUUUGUUAAAGAAGCAACUUGAACUUAGUUAAAAGGUUUAAUUUGUCGGUAGAUAAUAUUGUAUUAAGAUACCUCAGUUUGACAUUUUAAAAUAGUUUAUAAUGUCGUCUGAUAUCAACGAAUAGUUGCUAUUUAUGUCGUCAACAAAUUAUCAAAUGUUGUAAACGUAAAUAGCUAUUUAUAUUGAUCAGAAAUCAAGUCAACGGUUAGUCGACAAAUAAAAUAGCUAUUUAUGUCGAUAAGAAAAGGUUACAUUUUCAAAAAGACUUCAUUUAUGAUUUUAAAAACGAACAUUUUUUUGGCAUUUCUAUUACUUCUACUGGGAAAAUUAUUUUUUUAAUUACAAAUACAGAGGCAUUAAUAUGCUUAAACAGUGCAAUUUAAGUGUCGAUUUCUAUUUAUUUGUAAAAUUUCUCGAUUCUUUUUGAUAAGUUUCCAAAACUUUAGAUUUUUAUUGUAACAUAACAUAUGUAACAUAUGUAACGAAUGCCUGUUAAACCUGAGUUAAAAUGAAAAAUGCAAUACACAAGAUUAAAUGCCAGUCCAGUUCACAACUGUAUCUGAGAAACAACCAGGAAGAUAUCUUGGUUCUUCUGUUUUAAAAACGUUUAAUUUUGGCUGACCUCGCAUUAAGAUAUUUUUUGAAAACUUCUAUUUUUUCUUGCUUCUUAAAAAUGUAUACCCCUUCAACUUCUGAUUCUCUUAUUUCUGAAACACCGCUAACCUCUUUUUGUAAGUCACUCUUAGAUUCAUAGUAUUACUCGUCUAACAAGACAGAGAUGGUUUAACAUUAAUUGUAAUUGUUAGUUAAGGGAGUGUUAGCGAAAAAUGAAAGGGGGUAUAGGCUGAUAUUUAAUUGAAUUCGUUUUCGAUCACUACUAACUUUACUUUUAAUAGCGUAUAUAAGGGGAAAAUGGUCGCGAACACUCGUUUUAAUACAGUGAUCGUCGUAUUUAUCAAUACAAUAAAGACUACUUUCGAAUAAAAUUUAUAUUUCUACUAAGCUUUCAAACCGAAUUAAUUCAUAACAUGGAAAUAAAUUUUAGCUUAUAAAAAAAGCUUUCUGUGUCUACUUGUGCACUUAUAAUUUAAGAAAAUUUUAUAUAAAUCAAAGGUAAAAUAAAAAAGUCGUCUUCGUUGUAUUGAUAUAACCGCCGACCACUGUAUGAUAAUGACACGUGUAUUUUUGCUAAUUACAGAUUGAUAGAUAGGACAAACCAUUGAAUAUAUCAUGAACCCGCAAUAUCUUUGUUUACAUGAAAAGUGUACUGUAGUUUCCGGGCGGAAUGUAAACAAAUCCAGUGCUGUUCUAAGUGCCCCAGUUUUGUAUAUAUUCUUCAAAGAACCUGCAGUACAGUUCAACAAAAAAACGAGAUAAAAAAUGUUUACGUAACCUCUGAGCUUUCUGCCUUAUAUAAACUCUUAUUGGCGGAAGGGAUUGUAAACGCAAUUUUAAGUAAAUAGAUGUUUGUUUGGUCAAGAAUUUACGAGAUAUCAAUCAUUUUCAUUCUGAAAAUUUAUUAUUUUUAAUUUUGGUUUCUCUAUGAACCGGCUCGCGGAUUUCUCCUAGGUUGUUAUGAUUAAACACUUAAAAGUAUAAAAAACGAAGAUAUCUUCAUUAUUGAUCAGAUAUAAUUAAAUUUAAUGGUUAAAGGUAGGAUCUAUCAAUUUAUGAAAUCUAUGGCGAAUACAUAUGAAGUCCUAUCCUUGUUAUCUGUAAAUAUUAAAAAGUUAAAUUUUGUGAACGUUUUAUAGUUCUUGCACCGACGAUAAGGGGGGGGGGGGGCAAAAUGUUGCUAAACAACAGUAUUGAGUGAAUUUUGCCUAAACAGCACCCCUUUCAUCUAAAAAAAACUUUCUUUUCUGACUUAUCCUAGAAUUGAUUGAGAAAAUGGUUUAUUAAACAUUGUUAUAAAUUUACAAUAAUACGUUGACUCAAUAUCUCAUUGUACAUGUACAUUGUACACCAUGUAUAAAUAAAUGUGUAUUGUACAAAUCCGGUUAUUUUUACAAUAUUGUACGAAAUCGUUGUACAAGUGGAGCUUAAAAACAUGUACAUGUAAAAAUUAACUAGUUAAAAUAAAUUAUAAUUUAAAACUUAAAA
Messenger RNA from Eurytemora carolleeae, 3753 nucleotides. Its product is annotated as reticulon-4-interacting protein 1 homolog, mitochondrial. Gene Ontology annotation, cellular component: mitochondrion. The coding region runs from base 155 to 1558 and encodes 467 amino acids. Gene Ontology annotation, molecular function: oxidoreductase activity. The record is from RefSeq and is a predicted model, not a curated record. The transcript is spliced from 5 exons. Lineage: Eukaryota; Metazoa; Arthropoda; Copepoda; Calanoida; Temoridae.